AAGAGGAUCAUCGCCAAUCAACGUUCCAUAUUACAUUUCGUUUCACAGUAUGAUUAUCGAUCGUCGUAUUUGUAUUAUUUCCUUCCACGAAGAACAUUAAUUUCUAUUCAUAGUGCUUAAAAAAUUGUCAAGUGUGAAUAAAUAACUCGAUCAGUCAAUUUUCUUUAAAAAUAGUGUAUUCAAAUUUAAUUCAAAUCUUUUUUGCUAUUCAUAUAAUUGAAUCAUGACUACAAUUAAGAAAUCUAUACGAAAAUUAAACACUGGAAUUAUCACAACAUGUAUCGUAGGUUUUGCUGUUUCUUACUAUGCAUAUUACGUGGAAUUAGCAAAGGAAGAAGAUGAUUUGUACGAAGCAGUGUGCGAUAUUAGCGAGCAUGUUAGUUGCACCAAAGCAUUUUCAUCCGAAUAUGGGAAAGGUUUUGGAAUAAUUCCAGAAACAUCUCUUUUAUAUGCGCCAAAUUCUAUAUAUGGAUUAACAUUUUAUCUUUUGGUCGCAAUACUAAGUAUAUCAAAUAAGUAUGUUACAUCAGCCCUUGUCGUAACAUUAGGAAUCUGCGCGAACCUUGGUACGCUUUACUUGGCUUACAUUUUGUACAAAUUAAGCAAUAUUUGUGUAGUUUGUGUUAGUCUGUAUGUCGUAAAUGCUAUUCUUUUAAUACUUGCUGUUAAAAAGCAGCGAAAACUAUAUCGAAAUAAUGGCACAAAUAAGAAGAAAAAAUCGAAAUAAAUAUGAAUCUUUAAAAAUCUAAUUUUACUAAAAUCUUCCGAAUUUUGUUGCAAAGUCGUUAAGAAUGGAUUAAUCAUGAUAUCAAUACAUAGGUAUUAUUUACUUAAUGUCUAUAUCCUGUGAUUUAUUAAAAACUUUUCACAUUGUAUCGAAGGAAUCUGUAUGUACUACUUAAUACAUUUCAUUUGAUGAUUGUGGAAUAAAUGCUAUAAAUGCAACAAA
Bombus pascuorum is the source of this 949-nucleotide messenger RNA. It is a transcript of the gene Vkor, whose product is annotated as vitamin K epoxide reductase complex subunit 1-like protein 1. The transcript is spliced from 3 exons. Gene Ontology annotation, molecular function: vitamin-K-epoxide reductase (warfarin-sensitive) activity. NCBI's taxonomy places the organism in Eukaryota, Metazoa, Arthropoda, Insecta, Hymenoptera, Apidae. The record is from RefSeq and is a predicted model, not a curated record. The coding region runs from base 224 to 727 and encodes 167 amino acids. Gene Ontology annotation, biological process: vitamin K metabolic process; peptidyl-glutamic acid carboxylation.